This is a messenger RNA of Trichoderma asperellum CBS 433.97, 1396 nucleotides long. RefSeq lists its product as uncharacterized. Gene Ontology annotation, cellular component: cytoplasm. The record is from RefSeq and is a predicted model, not a curated record. NCBI's taxonomy places the organism in Eukaryota, Fungi, Ascomycota, Sordariomycetes, Hypocreales, Hypocreaceae. Gene Ontology annotation, molecular function: zinc ion binding; alcohol dehydrogenase (NAD+) activity.
UUUCAACAUUUUUAAUCUUAAAACCUAUAAAUGAUCAGUAAUCGCCGUUGCAAAAUCAAGUAGCAAUCCAACAAGAACACCAACCAAGUAGCUGUUUGUGACUGCUGCAACUGCCAUAUACAUGCGCACUCUUUUAUAUAUGAUCAAUUCAUCUAUUUAUUAUACCCGUUAAAUACUCAAAACAAUGGUCGCCAUUCCCAAGACCCAAACCGCAGCUACGGUUCCAAAGCUGGGUGGCGGCGUCGUCUUUAAGCACGACUAUCCGGUUCCCCAACCUGGAUAUAAUGAAGUCUUGGCCAAAAUUCUCUAUUCGGGCGUUUGUCAGAGCGAUCUCCAUACGCAAGCGGGCACAGCGUUGGCAACAGAUGGAUCGUACUUCCACAAUAUUAAACUGCCCCAUGUAGGAGGGCACGAGGGUAUUGGCCGUAUUGUGGCUCUGGGCCCUGGGGUAACUGAUGACAUUAAAAUUGGCAGCUAUAUCGGUGUCCCGUUUAUAGCCCGUGUUUGCCAUCGAUGCAAAUUUUGUUUAGCUGGAAAAGAGCAAUAUUGCGCCAAGCAGUUGAAUCACCUGCAUCACACUGAUGGAAGCUUCCAGGAAUAUAUUGUCAUGAGCGCUGGAUAUCUAGCUGUGCUGCCUGAUGAUAUUGAUCCGGUUCUCAUGGGACCCAUUCUCUGCGCGGGAGUGACUACUUAUAAGGCAGUCAGAAAUGCAAAUGUCAAGGCCGGCGAUUCCGUAGUGAUUGUUGGUGCUGGCGGUGGACUCGGCCAUCUUGCAGUUCAAUAUGCGUUGGCACAAGGAGCUAUUGUCUAUGGUGUCGACGGCGGUGCCGAGAAGGGAGAGUUCUUGAAGUCGUAUGGUAUCCACGGCUAUAUCGACUUUACGACUACGCCUGAUGUUGUUGAAAAGGUCAAAGAGCUUACCAAUGGCGGAGCAGAUGCAGCCAUAGUGGUAGCAAACAACCAAAAGGCUUAUGCUCAGGCCGCAGAGAUGCUUACUAUCGGCGGAACGCUCAAUUGUGUGGGCCUCCCACCGGACAAGGUCUAUCUUCAGACUACCAUCACCUCUAUCGCACUCAAGGCCCUUAACAUUACAGGUAAUCUGGUUGGAUCGCUUAAAGAGUGUCUAGAGGCGGUUGAAUUUGUAAGAAGAGGCGUUGUGAAGCCCAAGGUUGUCGUUCGACCAUUUGAGGACUUGCCGAAGAUUUAUGAAGAGCUCCUAAGAGGCGAAGUUUUGGGACGCAUUGUGCUUAAAAUUGCAAAGGACGAGUAGAUUAGGCUCGCAAUUACAUGUUUAAUACAAGAAGAAGAAAAAAUUCAGUUAGUUGCUAAGACUUGCCGCACCAUUUUAAAAUAGGAAAGCUGUCUAUGUGCUGGAUGGGGAAAAAAAAAGUUUCGG